Molecule: messenger RNA, 2924 nt
Organism: Closterium sp. NIES-67
Lineage: Eukaryota; Viridiplantae; Streptophyta; Zygnematophyceae; Desmidiales; Closteriaceae
Source: the annotation of a GenBank genome assembly
CACACCGUUGCCCUGCCUUCCAAGCUCGCUUCUUCACCCCCUUCAGUUGUAUCUCGCCCCGUCCGUCCCUACUCUUCGUCCACGGGACCCGCUUGCCAACAAGAGCACGAGCAGCAGCAACGAGCACCAAGAAAGAAACCACGAGCAGUUGUUCUUACACCGACUUGUUCGGGCCUCCUUUCAGUUAGUAGGGGUCUCUGAAUCAUUCCUAGUUAGGAUUUCCGAGCAUUGAAGCGGCCAUAUCACCGUUUUUUUUGCAUGCCUUAAGCUUCUUUUUGGAAGCAACCGCUUUUGCGAGACUGGCCGCAGGACGAACACCUUUUCCCUCGUGCUGUGCGGUUUUUACCGCAGGCCGGUGCAUGCGCGUCACGAUUUCCCCCGUAUGGAGUAGAAUCGUCUCUUAGCAGCAGGAUUCGAAGAAGGGGCAUUUUUUUCCUUAUUCGAGUUCUUCCUAGUAGCUACCAGCCAAAAUGCGUCCCCAUUCACGACCUUUCUCAUGUGACCUCUCUUUAAUACCAAAUAGCAUCGGAAGCAACGUAAUGCCGUUAUUCCUCCUAUUAGUCACCCUUCACACCACCUCGCCAGUUAGACCAGCCGAAGCGGUCAAAACUGCCGUAUAUCGCCACGCGGCAGUACCAGGCGCGUUGCAUCGAUCGCAGCAAGACGCGCGAUCGCUUAUCGAGCUCCACGCGACCUUCGAGCUACAGCAACGGCAGCGGCAGCAGGAGAGGCAACAGUCGAGCGACCGGCCCUACCAGCAGCAGCGCGUGGGGCGGCAUCUGCUGCAGUCGGUGCUGUCGCCAGACGGGUCGACCGUGGUCAAUGCGACGGGGUCGGUUCUCGCGAAUGCGACAAUUCUUCUUGCGACGGAUCGCACGCGUCGCAUCAACCCGAUCAACGAGUUCAAAUACUACAUCGGCGGGUGGAACCUGUCGUCCAACGACUACUGGGCCUCCGUCACGUUCUCCGUGGUGUACGCGCCGGUGAUCGGCUUCGCGUGGCUGCUCUUCGGGGUGGGCUUCGUGCUCUUCCUGCUCUCGCUCUUCGUCUUCUUCCGCGCGCGCUGGGACCAGAUGCGCGACCCCGCCGCGCACGUGUACUCGCCGCAGCACAUCUCGUUAUUGCUAUACGCGCUCAUCGUGGGCGGCAUGAUUGUCAUCACGGGAUUCGGGUUGAUGAUUGGCGGGAGCGUGCAGCUCAACGACAGGCUGGGCGAAAUCGGCGACUACACGAUUAGGGUUACCAACGCGACGACGACGGCGGUGUACAACGUGGCGUCGGCCAUCCAGGUCACCGCGGGCACAAAGAUCAACCAGCAGCUCUUACCGCCGGAGCAGCGGCUGCAGAUCUUCGAGUUCUCCAAGAGGGUGACGUCAGCGGCGCUGGAGCUGAACGACGUCAUCACGAACAGCGACACCGAGCUCCGCGCGUUCGGGAAGAGCAUGUCCACCACUGUGUUCGUGGUGGGGUGCAUCGCCUUCGCCUUCGUUGUGCUCACCGUCGUGGCUGCCGUUUUCCAGUGGGCCACAUUCUCACACGUCAUGUGCACGCUCGUGUGGAUCACAGCAUUCGUCACAUGGUGCAUCGUGGCUGUCUUCCUCGCCGUUGUAACUGUGAGCGGGGACACCGAGUAUGCAGUGAAGGACGUGACCCUCUACCCAUCCCUCCACACCGCAUUCAACCGCUGGGUGCCGUGCCUCAACGAGACCAAGCUGGGGGACGCCGCUAGGUUCGCCCGCUUCACCGCGUAUGACGUCAUCUCCUUCACCAACGGCGCCGUGCAGGGCAUGUACCCCCAGCUCUUCCCCCGCCUGAACGCGUCAGCGGGCAUCUGCUCGCCCUUUGGGCCGGGCCCUGACUACUUCUACAACGCGUCCGUCUGCCCGCCCAAAUCCAUCAGCUUCCGCCAGUUCAAGGAGCUGCUCCCCCAAGUGACCUGCCCCGACACGGGGUGCCCUCGACCCAAGGGCAAGGCGCCUGUGGACCGCGUGCCAGCAGCAGUGGCCAAGGAGCUGCAGAUGGCGUGGAUGUCGGUGGACCGCCUAGACGGGUCUGUGCCGCUCGUAGCUGCGCUCACCAACUGCUCGCACGUCUCCAGUGUGGCGAGGUAUGUAGGCGGGUCAGCAUCGGGAGUGCAGAACGCCGCAACGCUGCUGUGGAGCGGGGCCAUGGUGCUGGCAGUGGGCGCCAUGGUGGUGGCCGUGGCCGCCCCUCUCUAUGUCUUCCGAGCCAUGCGGUGCCUGCCGGACGGGGACAAGGGGGACAGUCUGUACAAGUCACACGAUGCUUCAGGCCUACCCACAGCCGUAGUCGGACCUCCAGUCCUAACCUACGCCGCAGGCUCGGCCCAAGGCUACCCCCAGUCCUCUUCCCAGCCUUACCCUCCCCCCCAGCCACCUUACUCGUUCGCCCAAUACACGGCUCCGCCAACCACCGACUCCCUCCCACCCCCCAACCAAUCAUACGCGCACACCCAAGGCCCAGAGAGCGCAGCUUUGCCCCGGGACGACUCCAUGGCUCGAGACGAGUCCAUGCCUCACGACCCCUCGUUCCCCCGCGAUGCCUCAAUCGUCAACGACUCCUCCCAGUCCGCCCUCAUUCAAUCAUCCCAAAGCGAUGCGUCCGGGCGGAUAACUGUGUCCGCCCACCCAGAUAGUACGACACAGCCUUUUGUGGGGCACCCCGGGGGGGGGCACGUGGGGGGAACAACAGCGAACAACAGUGGCCCGUACAACAUGCCGACAGGGUUCGGUGCAAGUGGGUACGGAAGCAGCUAUGGGUAUACUGAGUUUAGGUAGUUGUAGGCUAACCCAAGUAAUAAAUUUUGACGUUAAUGACUUCAUAUAUAUGUUUCUAUGUUUGCCUCGUUGUGUUGAGGCACGUAUAUUGGUAUAGGCAAACUCCUUUGACUCGACAUUGUUUCA